Messenger RNA from Closterium sp. Yama58-4, 1314 nucleotides. The record is from the annotation of a GenBank genome assembly. NCBI's taxonomy places the organism in Eukaryota, Viridiplantae, Streptophyta, Zygnematophyceae, Desmidiales, Closteriaceae.
AUGUUGGCGCUGGGAGUGGAGGGCUCGGCGAACAAGCUGGGCGUGGGCGUGGUGCGCAGCGACGGGAGCAUUCUGAGCAACCCGCGCUGCACGUACAUCACGCCGCCCGGCCAAGGCUUCCUGCCGCGCGAGACCGCCGCGCACCACCAGCAGCAAAUUCUACCGCUCGUGGCGCGCGCGCUUCGCGAGGCGGGCAUAGCCCCGGGGGACAUAGAUUGUCUGUGCUACACCAAGGGGCCGGGCAUGGGCGCUCCUCUGCAGGCUGUUGCCAUCGUCAUCCGCACUCUCGCCCAGCUAUGGGGAAAGCCCAUAGUGCCGGUGAACCACUGUGUGGCGCACAUCGAGAUGGGGCGCUGCGUGACUGGCGCCCAUGACCCCGUGGUGCUCUAUGUCAGCGGAGGCAACACUCAGGUGAUAGCCUACUCAGAGGGGCGCUACCGCAUAUUCGGAGAGACCAUCGACAUAGCCGUGGGCAACUGCCUGGACCGCUUUGCCCGCGUGCUCAACAUCUCCAACGACCCCAGCCCGGGCUACAACAUCGAACAGCUGGCGAAGCAGGGCAAACGCUACGUGGAGCUGCCCUACGUGGUGAAGGGCAUGGACGUGUCAUUCUCCGGCCUGCUCACGGCUGUGGAGGGCCUGGCACAGCAGGUUGCUGCGCCCGAUGCCGUGGGGGAGGAUGGCUACACCGCUGCUGACCUCUGCUUCUCCCUGCAGGAAACCAUCUUUGCAAUGUUAGUGGAGACGACCGAGCGAGCCAUGGCGCACUGCAACAAGCGCGACGUGCUUAUAGUGGGGGGCGUGGGCUGCAACAUCCGCCUGCAGGAGAUGAUGCAGCAGAUGUGCUUAGAACGAGGGGGGAGGCUCUUUGCCACAGACGACCGGUACUGCAUCGACAACGGCGCCAUGAUUGCCUACACUGGGCUGCUGGCGUUCCAGCACGGAGGUCUCAGCAUGACUGUUCCUGUAGCGGAAUCCACUUGCACUCAAAGGUUUCGGACUGAUGAGGUGGAGGCGGUGUGGAGGGAGGGGGAGGGGAGAAGGGGAGAGGGGAUGGAGGGGUUGGAGGGAGGAAGAGGAGGUGCGGGAGUGGGGGUUGCAGCAGGGGUUGGGGAUCGGAAGCACGGGGUUGUGAAUGGAGAUGGGUUGGGGAGUGGUGGGAAGGAGUGUGGAGGUGAGCAUGAGGGGUUGGGGGCGGUGGAUGAUGUGGCAGGGCAUUUGGAGAAGAAGCUCAAGGCAGGAGCAGAGGAGAGAAGGGAAGAGAAGGAAGAGAAGGCAACAAAGGAGGAGCCCACUCUUAUUGUGGUAGGCUAA